Trichechus manatus latirostris (Florida manatee) is the source of this 1757-nucleotide messenger RNA. RefSeq names its product leukocyte immunoglobulin-like receptor subfamily B member 4. The record is from RefSeq and is a predicted model, not a curated record. Gene Ontology annotation, cellular component: plasma membrane. Gene Ontology annotation, molecular function: inhibitory MHC class I receptor activity. Gene Ontology annotation, biological process: cytokine-mediated signaling pathway. Lineage: Eukaryota; Metazoa; Chordata; Mammalia; Sirenia; Trichechidae.
GCAGUGCUGGAAACCAUGCAAGACAGUGCCACCACCCUGACCUUCACUGCCCUUCUGUGUCUUGGUAGGCUUGGGGAAAAAGGGGAGGAAUGAGGACCCCCUCCUCACACACAGGUCCUUGUCCCGUAGAGAUCCCAGGGACUCAGGAGGCUAAAGAGGAAGCUGAGCCUUCGAGGGGAGGAAUGUUCUCAGCCCAGUCUGACCCCAGUGAUACUUCUGUGUGUGGGUGUGAGGACAAGCUUCGCACAGGGAACUCUCGCCCAGGGCUGUGCCAGGGUCAGCGGAACCAGGUACAGACAGGGAUCCUCUCCAAACCCUACAGCUGGGCUACUCCAGGCCCUAUCAUCACCAAGGGGAGCUCUGUGACCAUCUGGUGUCAGAGGUCUCUGUAGGCUUCUACCUACCAUCUGUACAGAGAGCGAAUCUCUCAAUACUGGUACGAGUGGGCCCUAUGGAACUCCAGAGACAAGGUCAAUUUCUCCAUCGAAUCCAUGGACAUACACUAUGCUGGGCAGUUCCGGUGUGCAUAUCACACCCGGAGUGGCUGGUCAGAGUGGAGUGACCCCCUGCUCCUUGUGAUGACAGGAACAUGUAAGAAACCCUCCCUCUUGGCCCAUCCAGGCCCCUCAGUGACCUCGGGAGAGAGCAUCACCCUGCAGUGUCACUCAGACCACUUAUUUGAUACAUUCCAUCCGUUCAAGGAGGGCUUCAUUGGCCCUCCCCAGCACCUUUGUUGGCAGAACAACACGGGGCCCUUUCAGGCCAACUUCACCAUAAGCCCUGUGACCUCAGCCCAUGGGGGGACCUACAGGUGCUACAGCUCACACAGCACCUCCCCCUACCUGUUGUCACAACCCAGUGACCCCCUGGAGCUGGUGGUCUCAGGAGGCUCCAAAGAUCAGCACCAAACCCCAGGGAAUCAGACCCACCGAGGGCUCCAGACCAGCUGCUGACUUCCUGGAAGAAGACCUUUGUGAAAGGAAAAGGAGUUACCAUGCUGGCAUGGGACAUGGGAGCGCAGAGAUUUCAUAGGCAAUGCCAGGGAGGGGAUAGACUGGGAAUGGCUAUGGGGCUCAGGGGUGACAGAGAAUGCAAUCUAAUACUGUGUGUUCUUGCACACAUCACUCUUCCUCUCUGGACCUCAACCUCAACUGUCCCAACUAGGAAUAGGGGAGGGACAUGCAGGAAUGAAAGAUCUCCAGAAUGCUUUCCAAGAGAUAAAACUCUCUUAUUAUUGCCUCACCAAAUGCUGCCAUGAAAGACAAACAUCCUGCGGAAAACGUGGAGCAUCCAGUGGAUGCUUCUCUGUUCUCACACAUCUCAGCUGUCAGCAUUCCCUCACAGUUGACCCCUCCCACUGGAAACACACCGCGUCUUGACUUCUGUGGCCUCUAAUUUUUUGGUUUUCUUUAACUUCAUGGGAUCCUCUUUGUGGUCUUCUCUCCUACUUCCUCUUUCUUUUUCAACCUUCUAGUCAUUGGAGGGCUAAAUCUUAAAGGAGUACAUGAAUAAAUGAAUCAGUUUAUACUUUGUGAAAGCAGAUAUCUUCAUUACUAACUUCGUAAGGGAUAACUUUGCCAAUAAGAAUCGCCAUCAGCAUGGCUACCAUUACCCAACAGUUUGAUUAAUUAUUCUAUGGAAGAAUCCUGAUCAAAGGGGGAAAAAUGUAGAAAAAAAUUUCAAAUUCUUCCCAAUCUUCUGGAGCAAGGAAGAAUGAAGAAAACCAAAGACACAAAGGAAAGAUUAGUCGAACGGAC